Molecule: messenger RNA, 3345 nt
Organism: Larimichthys crocea (large yellow croaker)
Lineage: Eukaryota; Metazoa; Chordata; Actinopteri; Sciaenidae
Gene: ppig
Product: peptidylprolyl isomerase G (cyclophilin G)
Exons: 13
Coding region: 213-2375 (720 amino acids)
Biological process (GO): protein folding; protein peptidyl-prolyl isomerization
Cellular component (GO): cytoplasm; mitochondrion
Molecular function (GO): peptidyl-prolyl cis-trans isomerase activity; cyclosporin A binding
Source: RefSeq, a predicted model, not a curated record
AGCCGUGUCUACAUGUUGUGUGGCUGAGGCUAAUGCUAACACCAGGCCUGUCGUUAGAUACUGACCGUGUGUGUGUGUGUGUGUUCACAAAACGAUCUAGAUUAGUGAGCCUGUUUGCAUGCGUGUGUUUGCGGGUGUAUGCGUGAUUAACACGCACAGCAUUUAUCUUCUGCACGUCGCAUGCGUGGUGUGUUUGAUCAGCGCAGGUGACCAUGGGGAUCAAGGUUCAGCGCACUCGGUGCUUCCUCGACAUUGGGAUCAGUAAUGUGCUCGUCGGCAGAGUUGUGGUGGAGCUGUUCUCAGACAUCUGUCCCAAAACAUGUGAAAACUUCAGAUGCCUCUGCACAGGCGAGAAAGGCAUUGGCAAAGGUACUCAGAAACCUCUGCACUACAAAGGAUGUCUGUUCCAUCGAGUUGUAAAAGACUUCAUGAUUCAAGGAGGAGACUUCAGUGAAGGCAACGGAAGAGGAGGUGAAUCCAUCUAUGGAGGCUUCUUUGAAGAUGAAAGCUUUGCUGUCAAACACAACAAGGAGUACCUGCUGUCUAUGGCCAACAGGGGCAAAGAUACAAACGGAUCACAGUUUUUCAUAACGACAAAACCCUCACCACAUCUGGAUGGUGUCCAUGUGGUUUUUGGUCAUGUAAUCUCUGGCCAAGAGGUUGUUCAAACCAUGGAGAACCAGAAAACCGAUCCUAAUAGCAGGCCAUAUGCUGACGUGAAGGUUCUGAACUGUGGAGAGCUCAUCCCUAAAUCUAAAGCAAAGAAAGACGAAAAAAAGAGAGAGCGAGCCUCCUCCAGCUCGAGCAGUAGCUCCAGCGACUCUGAGAGCUCCUCAGAUUCCUCCUCCGACUCUGAAGAAUCCGAGAAAGAAUCCAAGAAGAAGAAAAAGAAGGUGAAGAAGCUCAAAAAGAAGCAGAAGAAGAAGGACAAGAAAAGGUCAGAGGCUGAAAGCGCUGAAGAGAAGGAACAAGAAGAGUUGGUUACAUCUACUGUACGUCCUGAAGAAAUUCCACCCAUCCCGGAGAAUCGGUUCCUCAUGAGGAGGAGCCCCCAGGUGGUCCAGAAGUCAAAGGAGGAGCCUGAAAAGGAUCAACGAAAUAAAGAGGAAAGGCCAAGAGAGAGUACUGGCGCAACAUAUAAUUCUCAGUCAGCGUAUCACAGAAGACUGGUGAUGACACGAUCCGGGAGGAAGAUAAAAGGCAGAGGUCCAAGGCGGUAUCGGACUCCGUCACGCUCUCGAUCACGGUCCAGAGAUCGUUUCCGGCGCAGUGAAACACCUCCGCACUGGCGCCAAGAGAUGCACCGUCAGAGGAUGAGGGCGGUCACUGGAGAGCGCUGGAUUAAGGGUGACAGAGGUGACAUGAACGAGGCCAAGGAAGAUUCUGCUAAAGCGCCAAGAAGAGAGAGGCGGGCCUCCAACACGAAGCACGAACACGCAGCUGAGGGUAAAAAAGACAACAAAACUCGGUCGCAUAGAUCCAAAAGCAAAGAAGAGGAUACUGUUGAGAAGGAUGAGAAGCCAAGCAAACACAAGGCAAAGAAAAGGGAUAAAUCUCAGAGCCGCAGCAAAAGCAGAGAAAAGAGUAGGAGGUCAAAAAGCAGAGAGAAGGGUCACAAGCACAAGAGUGAUGACAGAAGAGGUCGCUCAAGGAGCAAAGACCGAAAUGCUAGUAAGAAAGAAAAGGAGCCAGAGUCUGAUCAGAGUAAAGAUAGAAAUAAGGGCCAUGAGUCUGAUAAAAAACAUAGAGAGGACACCAAAGGACGGAACGGUGAGAGAACUAGGACGAAGUCAAAAAGCAAGGAAAGAACGACGUCAAAAGACAGGCACAGAUCUAGUAGCCGGAGCAGGGAUAAGGGCAGACGUGCAGCAUCAAAAGAUAAAGAGGAAAGGCGAGAUAAAGACAGAGAGAGGGCGAGGGAACGCAGCAGGAGUCAGGAAAGACGACACAACAGUGACAGGGAUAAUAGGAAGCGAGGAGCAUCCAGGGAUAAAGAACAUCGAACAAGAAGCCCAGACAGAAACAAGCCUAGAGACUCUCACAGAAGCAGGCGCUCCAGAAGCAAGAGUAAUAAGAGAGACCACAGUAAAGAUCGGUCAUCUCAUAGAAGGGACAAAGACAGAGAAGCUGCCAAUCAAAGGAGAAGACGUAGCAGCAGCAGCAGCAGCUCCUCCAGCUCCUCUGAGAGUGAUAGAGACGCGAAAAGGAAGAGUCAAAAGAGCCCAGAUCCCAAACGGAGCAGAGCGAAAAGUACCUCCAAAUCCAAAGACAGAAGAAGUCCGGCCAAAGCAAGACCAGAUAGUACAAAAGGCAAAGACAGAAGUGACAGCAAGAGGAAUAAAUCGAGCUCUAGCUCAAGCUCUGACAGCGACUGAGCCUGUGAUUGGCAUCCUAAAAUGAGUUUGAAGGUCCCUAUUUUAUACCCACCACACAUGUAGUAUGCCGCUCCAGCUUUCCAUCUCGAGUGUCAUGUUCCUCUUUCAGUACCCUCCCCAGGUUCAGCCAAAGCUAACACAUGAAAUUGCAACAGCAGCCGUGCUGGAAAAGAGAAAAUGUCGCGCUGACACUGUAGCAGCGUCAUGUGAGCUUUGACUGAACUGUGGACUUCACUUUGGCACUGAACACAGUUGUGGAUUUGUCCCACGUUAAGUACGUUACGCCGCUGAUGGGAAGCUGAAGCUGCACGGACAGUUUUAGUGACUGAAUAAGUACAGUGUGUACUGCCUCAGCAGCAAGUAUAAAAAUACCAGGUUUUCUUUUAAUUGUGACCAGAAGAAGUCAGUUUGAAGGCCUUUUUUUUCUUUUUAUUACUGAUUUGGUAAAUUAUAUUUUGGCUUUACAAUAGCUACAAUUUCAGACUGUUCAAGAUUUUACUGCAACAGAAAUCCUUUUAGUUUUUUCUUCCUGAAAUUUGAUUUAAAGUUAUUUAAUGCAGUUUUGUGUCGGGGAUAAGGAGUUUCUCCGAGUUUAGGAGUGUGGCAAAUGUCUGAUGUUUACCUGUGAAGUUAUUUUUACUGCAACACUCAAUUUGGAAAGAGAACACUCAAAAUGUGAUGCAUGCCUAUCCCUGUCACUGUUAGACGAAAUAUGUACAUCCAUGACUUUUUUUUUUCUUUUCAUUUUUGUACAUCCACGACCUUUUACUGUAACCUCAUUUGUUAACCAGUUUCGAGAUACCUCUGGUUUGUUUUUUGAAUGGGGGAGAAAAAAAAAAAAAGAAACAUGUCAAACUCAUGCUGUAAGUACAACAUAAAAUCAAUUUGUAUAAAUUGUGUUUUGUGCAACUUGGUUUGAAGAACUCGACUGCAGUCUAGACUUAAUUAAAAGGCUCAACUUUGAUUUUAA